Molecule: messenger RNA, 2290 nt
Organism: Magnolia sinica
Lineage: Eukaryota; Viridiplantae; Streptophyta; Magnoliopsida; Magnoliales; Magnoliaceae
Exons: 11
Coding region: 1055-2290 (411 amino acids)
Biological process (GO): mitotic spindle organization; regulation of mitotic cell cycle
Cellular component (GO): mitotic spindle
Molecular function (GO): protein binding
Source: RefSeq, a predicted model, not a curated record
GAGAAAUCAGAUCCAGCUCCAAAGGUACGGACGGCCUUCAAACUCUCUAAUUUUCCCAAAAAAACCUAGAAAAAUCCAUCUCUUUUUGUUCCUUCUACCGGCAUCUGCGUGAUUGUCUUCUAAUCUACAGCUCAUUUUGGAGGAAAUCACUGGCCUGACGACGAAAAAUGCGAGCGGUUUGGCUGCCAACAUCUCCUCGGGCGAUUGCGUGUACUUGGCAGGGUGCGUCGUGGUGGUCUACAACAUCGAAUCUGGCGCUCAGAAGCACCUCUUGGUGUCUUCGCGGAUGCCAAAGCCCUUGAGCUGCGUGUCUGUCUUGCGUCGAGAUGGUGGCGGCUGCAUCGCAGCUGGAGAGUCGGGGCCUCAACCAGCAGUUUUAAUUUGGGACUAUUCAACUCAAACUUUUCUCGCUGAAUUGAAGGGUCAUCGAUAUGGGGUGGCAUGUAUUGACUUUUCACCUGAUGGAAAGCAUUUGGUGUCUAUUGGAUUUCCUAAUGAUGGGUACCUCUGUCUCUGGGACUGGCAAAGUGGAAGGCUGGUAACCAAGCUUAAAGCAAGUACAUCUUGCUCUGCAAUUUCAUCUGUUUGCUUCUCAUCAGAUGGAAGCUCUUUUGUAACUGCUGGGAAAAAGCACUUGAAGCUCUGGACAUUGGGGUUAUCUACAAAGCCUCGCUCACACGCAGGAGCUGGGUUGGUGACAAUUAAUGGAAAGCCUGCUAAUAUUGGUAAUUAGAAGGGCAGUUCUUUUACAUCUGUUACGUCUGCCGCCUGGAUGCCUGGCGGUGUUGGUAGCAAUCGGGCUGUAGACCUUUAUCCUAUAUAUGCAUUGACAGAUGCAGGUGUUUUAUGUCUUCUUCAUUCUGGGUUUUCUAUAAGAAAAUGGGUAGAUCUGAAGGUAAAUUCUUGAUAUUCUAAAUUACUUGCUUGUUCAAUUCAGCUUGUCAUUGUUUUCAUGAUGUUGAGAACUUAAUUUUCAGGUUGAGAGAGGUUUUCACUCUCUGUAUCCAACAAGCUUAUUGCUUGUGCAUGCAACAAUGGGAUUGUGCAACUCUUCAUGGUUGAAACUCUCAAGCACAUAGGAAACUUACUAUAUUCUGAACCGACGGAGAACGAUCCAAUGACAAUUCUCUCCUGUCAAACAAAAUCAUCAGUGAAUGGUAUUCAACAUGUUUCCACUCUCCCAGAUGCAAUAGCUUGUCAAUUUUCAACCUUUGAAAAGCUUGUGGUUGUUUAUGGAGAUCACAGUCUCUACGUAUGGGAUGUGCGUGAUGUAACUAAGGUUAGCAGGUGUUGUGUACUUGUUUCACGUAGCUCAUGCAUAUGGGAUGUUAAUAAUAUUCCCUGCAAAAAUUUGCAUGAUUCUGCUCUUGGAUGUGUUGCUAGAGAAAGUUGUCGUGCAGUUUCUUUUGCAACAUGCUCUGCAGAUGGCCCUAUCAGGCUAUGGGAUCUAGCUUUACAGUCUGAUUCAGAGACGAAGAAUGCUGGACCUGAAAUCACCAUGAAUCAACAACCUAGUUGUUCUCCAAACACUGACCAAGUGGGCACCAUAGGUAUAGUGAGUGCUGGUGUCUUUGAUCAAGAUACUGCAGAGUCAGGGGUAGGUGCUCCAGGUUUUCGUUCGAUGGCAGUUAGUUCCGAUGGAAAAUACCUGGCUGCAGGUGAUUGCCAUGGAAACCUCCAUGUUUAUAAUCUGUAUACUUCUGACUACACAUGCUUUCAGGUAAUUUGUAGGAAAAUUGGAGAUCCUGAAAUUCAUCAAUUUAAUGUCUGGCUGGCUUAUUCAGAAGCUGUUGGUGGUAGUUUUCCAUCUUUAACGUGGACGGGCAUUGGCGCACCAUCCAUACUGUUUAUCUUGAUCUACUGGAUUCCCCUGAAGUGCGAGAUGUCAAGGACAUCAAGUUGCCAAUUUCCAUCCCUAGAAGACCCACUCCUGGAUGGACCAGGCUGUGGUGAGGGGAGAGAAACCACGUUAGGUGAUCUUCCUGCCACAGACCAUAUCUUGCUGCGACCACAUUGUGGGCUUGGUGGUGAGGCAAUAAAUGAAGAGAAGGGAUGUAUAUCAACUGCAGGUCAAGGUUCAGGUGAACAGUUAUGCUCAGAGGCAAGUGAAAUCCCAGUGCAGACAACUAAGGAUGAUGAAAGCAAUGGCCGACAACAUGAAGAUGAUGAUCUCUUCAGCCAACACUUCAGCAAUUUAUCAACACUAUUGAAGGUGGGAACUUUAUCAUUUGUGUUUCUUGUUGAUAUAGAUGGGAAGGCUAAUAUAUUGACGGACCACUGUAAUUUUUGA